GACAUAGACACACAUACACAGAGACAGAUAGCUAGCUAGAUAGAGAGAGAGAGAGAGACACACAUAAACAGAGACAGAUAGAUAGCUAGAUAGAGAGAAUAGGGACUGAUCAAACAAAAUGGUUGUCUUCCGAGAACGCCAAGUAAGGAGAGAGUGGCGGCGGCGACGAUGACGAGGUUGUCGGCGACGGCAAUGACGAAAGUCACGCUGAAUCUCGUCAGUUCUCGCCUCGAUCUUGACGUCACUUGUUGCUAACAAAACAACAAGGGGUUGGUCGGAGAUAUCAACCUUCAUUGUCGAAAAUACAGAAAGAAGAAGAAACAUGAUCAGUUGGAUUAACAGACAUGAAUAACGUUACUAAGGCAGGGUCCAUGGACGACGAGGACCUUAAUGAUUCGGUCGACUUUGAUUUUUACGAAUCCAACGACCAGGAAUCUAUGAACACCGUUUUCAACAAAGUAUACAGCAAGCCGCCUCCUGGCAGACAUCGACAUUUUCACACUUGCUCGCAAGAAAAAGUUUGUUAUGAUAGCUUUUGUAGCUCUUCUGCGGCAGGCGGGGAGCCAUAUCAAUAUGUCAACGGUUGUUUGAAUGAUAGCGACAUAGAUAACAUGAAAGGUGCUGUGGAUUUGAUAGAAGACAAAAACGAACGGAUACCUAUAGCAACAACUACUAUUACUACUACAACAACACCAACCAUCGAAGACUGUACGCUGCUAGCAGAUGAAAACGAUACCCAGUCUAGCCUUGAUGUUUCCAUUUCCGACGACACGGAAAGUAACCUAAGUGAUCUCCCAGAUUUCUCUGAUGAGGAAAACGGUAAAGAGUCUUCAUCGUUCGCCAACCAGCCCCAUGGUUCGAAACCAGCUGGUGACACCGGAUCGAAUCCCAACAAACAGUGUGCGAUAAAAACCGAAGACCAAAGAAACACAGUUCGUUUUAAGAACUCCGAACACACCGAUUCUGUUGUGGCCGAAUCUGGUCCUUCAGAUGCUGCAAAUUUUAUAGACACUGAUUUGAGUUCUAUAGACGGUGACGACGACGACGAUGAUGAUGAUGUUGUUGAAGAUGACGACGACGAUGAUGAUGAUGAUGAUGAUGAGGAUGAUGUUGAUGACGAUGAUGAUAGUUUAGCGAGUGUAGAAGAUAAUAGCGAAGAUGAAGAUGAGUGCAACGUGGAUUCUGCACCAACAGAUAAAUAUUUGAAAACAUUGGGAAAUGGAAAGGCCAGCCAACCGCAGGCGAUUCUGCGUAAGAACGUGGGUAUCACGCUAGCCGAGAGGUUUUCGCUCCAGCAGAAAACUCAUGCGAAACGAAACGGUUAUUCGCAGAGUUCGAAUCGAAGCGAUUUGAACUGCAACACUUUUGAAAGUGAUUGUUCGUCGGCCUCAGAAAUGACAGAUGUGUCUCCCCUGGCUUCUGGUGACAGUAGCCCUACAAUGGUUAGAAGGUGUAAAUCGGCACCGAAUCCGAGUCGUCAACCUUCUUCUCCCCCUUUCUGUGAGCAAAACGGACUCUGUACGGCUACCGAUCAGGACAACAGCAAUAUGGACAUGAAUUUGAUUAUGCGAGCUGUUCAAGAGAUUGGUAAGGAAGAAUAUAGUACUAGAGAUUCGUCCCCGAUUCGGAAAAAAAAUCAGCGAACUAGUUUGUCAUAUAAUACAUAUCAGACUCGUGAAAUCGAGAGAGAAAACGAGAGACUUCUGUCUGAGAUCUUAAAGCUAUCUUCGAACAAAAGCUAUAAGAAUGCCAAGAAACUGCCUAUAAAAACGAAAGUAGCCCAUUCUGCUAUCAACAGACAGCGUGAACAACGUCGGAUUGAGAGGGAAAACGAGGCUUUUCUAAGACGGCUAGAGACUGUUAAACCCAGCAAAGGUUUGUCAAGAGAUGAACAGUUGGCAGAAUACAGUUCAAAACACUCGAAAUAUCCACUCAAUAAAGUAUCAUAUCCUGGAUGUACAACAAAGAGACCCUCAACUGCAUCCACUGUCAAUAUUGAAAGCACAUCAGACCCUCCUGCUAAGAAAGAUCUUUAUUGUCGAUCAAAGACUAAGUUUAAAAACCGUCCUGAGUGGAUAUCAAAAUGGUGACCUUUAUAAAAUUAGGGGGUAUGGGAAUAAUACUGGGGAUUAGUAAGGGAUGGGUGUGGAAAAAAAAAUCCAAACAAACAAAGAAAAACCCAACAAAUUCAUGUUUUUGAACUUUGAAUUGUUUUCUGUAUAUAUUUCAAAUAUUUGUCAUAUUUAAAAGAUUCUGUUGUGGCAGGUGCUGUAUGGUGUGUGGCAUGCUGUGGUAACAAUGGUGGUGGUUGAGUUUCACAACAAAGCAAAUUCCUUGGCAAUUUUGGUUUCAAUUUCCAGUUGGAACUAUGCUGCUUCACUUGUGAUGUCGCUAAUUGUUGCCUUCAGGACAUAGGACAAAGGAAUGACCAUCACAAUGCAAAGAAAUCCUUAUAUUAAAGAUUUUUUAAAAAAUUUUUGGCAGGAGAAAAAUUUUGAAAUAUUGCAUAACUAUAAAAAUAGAAAUUAAAUCUAAAUUUACUUGAGAAAGAAAAUAUCUAUAUGUGUGUGUAUGUGUUUGUGUGUACAUAUACAAACACCCACACCUACAUGAGUAUGUGUGUGUGUGUGAAUGUGUAUAUGUAGAUAAUGACAUAUCAAUCUCUAGGUGUGUCUCAGAAAAUUAAAACAUUAUGCAAACGUUAAUCUUUGUUGUCAGUUAAUGUCUGAGCAUAAAAGUUUCAAUUGCAUUAGGCUCACUAAAUGUAAAUUGCUCUAUUUCCAGCAUUUUAUUGAUACAUUAAAAAAAUCCAAUAUCUCGAAAUAUUAGAAUGUAACAGCAUAACAUCAGAAACAUAUCAUUAGAAAGUCAGUUAAAAAUUGAGAGGUGGGUACAAAAUGUCAGUUAGUAUAUGCUUGGUGCUCUUUUGACUUCAGUGACUGGAUAUAUUAUGACAGAGGAAACCAAUUAGUGACACUAGUCAAUUUUGAUGGAAGUCCCGGUAGUCUCCUUAGCAGCCUUUGGCACCUAAAAAGGGAUACUGAAGGCUUUUUUUUUUAAGGCAGGGAGCAGUUUAGUUGUUGCAUUGAGCUUCAUUAAAUAAUUAUCUUCCUGGUUGAUACUGAUUUGUUAUAAUCAUUUUGACUGACUGCUAGUGUGGGAACCGCCUUAACCACCAAAUGACUGCUGGGACACAAAUUAGCCAUCUUUUUAACUAUACCCCAUAGAUUCUGUAUGGGAUUUAGGCCAAGUCAGUUCCUUGGUAAGGUAGCUAGCUCAUUGAUGUGAUGAUCAGUAAAGCAGGAAGUGUUUGUUUUGGUACUAAGUGCAGGUACCAAAUCUUGCUGAAACAAAAAUUUCACAUUGCCAAAUCGCUUGAUGGUUGAUAUAAGGAAACAAGGAAUGCUCCAAGAUCUCAUGGUAGACUUGUGCAUUGGCUGUAACUCUGAAGAAACACAAUAGUCCAAUAUCUACAUAUGACAUUGCAUCACUGAUUGCCAGAAAUUUGAAACUGAGUUUCUUUCUAAUGGCUGGUGUUUUGUGAUUUCCAGACCUCCAAAUUCUGCAGACUUUGUUUCCAAAUGAGAUACAAAAACUUACUCCAUUCAAGAAAAAGUCACAAUGUGCCACUGCUCAUCACUUUAUUUUCCUGCUUCUCCUUGCCUCCAUCGACCACUUGUAACAUUGCCUGUCAGUGAAAAGAGGUUUGGUGCUAGGUACUUUGCUGUUGUGUUCCAUCUCUUGAAGCUAGCUAUCUGUACAAAGUGGUUCUUCAUGCCUUAACUUAUGUGUCAACCUUUUAUGAAAAGCUUCCUCGUUGUCAAACCGGCUUUUUUUUUUUCACAGUUCUCUUGAAGUUACAGUUGUCCUUCUUGCUGGCUCACCUUUUUCUGCCUCAUCUUGCAUGUCCAGAUGGUAUCCCAGAAAGUGGCUGCAAUAUUGAAAUCUGGGAACAGUCAGCUUUUAAAGAAAUAAUCUUCUCUGUGUCUUCCCCUUUUCGUGAAGUAUGUUACUGAUGAUCUUUUAGUCAACAGUUAGAUCAGAAGUCUUGCUCAUGAUUACAGCACUAAUGUUUUCUGUAAAAAAAAAAAAAUUAAAAAUUAAAAAAAAAUUUAUUGGCUGAAUGAGUAUUACUCUAACAUGCUCAGACAAUAUUGUAAUAUUUUGAGAGAAGUAGAAUAGAAUUAAAAUAUUUGUCUGUAAUUUUACAAUGGAUAGUCUAUAGUCAUCAUUCUAGAAACUAGAAAUUGUUCACAGACUGAAAAGAAGCACUACUGCCACAUUUAUUGUACAUAAGAGUAAUAAAAUUUUUGAAUAUUCA
Octopus bimaculoides (California two-spot octopus) is the source of this 4321-nucleotide messenger RNA. RefSeq lists its product as uncharacterized. NCBI's taxonomy places the organism in Eukaryota, Metazoa, Mollusca, Cephalopoda, Octopoda, Octopodidae. Gene Ontology annotation, biological process: spermatogenesis. The record is from RefSeq and is a predicted model, not a curated record.